AUGUUGUCGCGGCUCUCCGUUGUCUCGUCAAAGUCUCUUCACACAUCUCGCGCCGUCCUCGGCAGCCAGGAAACCGUGAAGCUAUGGCUGGACGGACAGGCCGUUGAGUCGAAGACCAACGAAUGGAUCGAGCUGACCAACCCGGCAACAAAUGAGGUUAUCUCCCGAGUCCCAAAGGCUACCCAAGCCGAGAUGGAGGCCGCCGUUGCCUCCAGCAAGCACGCCUUCGAGAAAUGGAGCAAGACGUCAGUCCUGACCCGCAUCCAGUCGAUGUUCAAGCUGCAGGAGCUGAUCAAGCGCGACAUGAAAAAGCUGGCCGCUAACAUCACUCAAGAACAGGGCAAGACGCUGCCUGAUGCCGAAGGAGAUGUCAUGCGUGGUCUUCAGGUCGUCGAACACGCCUGCAGUGUUCCGUCGCUGAUCCAGGGUGAGACGUUGCCGAAUGUGUCUCGUGACAUGGACACCAUGUCCUAUCGUAUCCCGCUCGGAGUCACCGCCGGUAUCUGCCCCUUCAACUUCCCGGCCAUGAUCCCGUUGUGGAUGUUCCCAAUGGCGCUGGCCACCGGAAACACAAUGGUGCUCAAGCCAUCUGAGCAAGACCCUGGAGCGGCCAUGAUGCUCGUCCAGCUCGCCAAGGAAGCCGGUGUUCCGGACGGAUGCGUCAACAUCAUCCAUGGUCAACACGCCGCCGUCAAUUUCAUCUGCGACAGCCCCGACAUCAAGGCCAUCUCUUUCGUCGGAGCCGACACUGCUGGCAAGCACAUCUACGAGCGCGGCGCCCGCAACGGAAAGCGCGUCCAAUCCAACAUGGGCGCUAAGAACCACGGAGUUAUCAUGCCCGACGCCAACAAGGAGUCUACCCUCAACCAGUUGACCGCUGCUGCUUUCGGAGCUGCCGGCCAGCGCUGCAUGGCUCUCACCACCGCCAUCCUCGUCGGCGAGGCCCGCUCCUGGCUGCCAGAGCUUGUCGAUAAGGUGCAGAAGCUGAAGGUGAACGCUGGUUGGAAGCCGGACACCGACAUCGGACCCCUCAUCUCCAAGCAGUCCAAGGACCGUGUGCUGAGCAUCGUCAAGAACGCCACCAAGGAAGGAGCCCGUGUUCCGCUCGACGGAUCCAACUGCGUCGUCAAGGGCUUUGAGAACGGAAACUUUGUCGGACCCACCAUCAUUGCUGGUGUCAAGCCCGAGAUGGAGUGCUACAAGGAAAUCUUCGGCCCCGUGUUGGUUGUGAUGGAGGUGGAUACGCUUGAUGAAGCUAUUGAGAUUAUCAACAAGAACAAAUACGGAAACGGAACCGCCAUUUUCACCACAAGCGGAAACACUGCUCGCCGCUUCACCCACGAUGCUGACGUCGGACAGGUCGGAAUCAACGUGCCGAUCCCGGUGCCCCUGCCCAUGUUCUCGUUCACCGGCUCGCGCGGGUCCUUCCACGGAGAUCUCAACUUUUACGGAAAGGCCGGAGUCCAAUUCUACACGCAAUGGAAGACGGUCACCCAAUUCUGGCCCGCCGAUGGUGCCCCCGUUGAAGCCCGUCCCCAGAUGGCCUUCCCUCAGCUCAAG
Messenger RNA from Mesorhabditis spiculigera, 1560 nucleotides. The record is from the annotation of a GenBank genome assembly. NCBI's taxonomy places the organism in Eukaryota, Metazoa, Nematoda, Chromadorea, Rhabditida, Rhabditidae.